AUGUCACUAUCUUGGCUCUCAAAUGCUUUUCAUAUCCUCCUCGCAGUAAAUGUCGUUUAUGGGGAGAUAUACAACGACCCUGCACACGUUCUGAGCCGCAAGUACGACUUCGUCGUCAUCGGAGGCGGUACCGCAGGAAAUGUAGUCGCGAACAGGUUGACAGAGGAUGCAUCAGUUCGUGUGCUCGUCAUUGAAGCUGGUCCAUCGAACGAAGGCGUCGAACUUUCGAUCGUGCCAUUCUUCUGCACAGAGCUGGUUCCUGCCACCCCGUGGACCUGGAAUUACACGACAGUUCCGCAAGCCGGGUUAUACGGACGUACUGUGCCUUAUCCUAGGGGGCGGCUUUUGGGCGGAAGUAGCUCUAUCAAUUAUAUGGUAUAUAUUCGUGGAUCCGACAAUGACUGGGAUCGCUACGCCGAGAUCACAGGCGAUCAAGGCUGGUCAUGGGACGCACUUCUGAAAUACUUCAAAAAGAGCGAGCACUUCGUAGCCCCAGCGGAUCACCACAACAUAACCGGACAAUUCGAUCCUGCGUUUCAUGGCUUUUCGGGACUUCUGAAUGUCAGCCUUCCCGGGUUUCCUCAAACGAUAGAUGACAGAAUCGUGCAAACUACGCAAGAGCUGACUGAGUUUCCAUUUAAUGAAGAGAUGAACUCCGGGGCCAUGAUCGGUAUCGGUUGGACGCAGGCCACUAUAUCUGGGGGUAAACGGGUCAGCUCGGCCACUGCGUACCUCGCACCGCGCUAUGUGAACCGCCCGAACCUGGACGUGCUAAUCGAGACACAAGUAACUAAGAUAGUCGCUGCAGACGCUGAUGGACCUGUCUCAUUCACAUCCGUGGAGUUCGCACAGAGCAGCGCUGGUGAGCGGUACCGCGUCUCUGCUAAAAAGGAAAUCAUCCUGUCUGCAGGCGCAAUCAAUACCCCGCAGCUGCUGAUGCUCUCUGGCGUGGGCGAUCCUGCGGUGUUGGACAAAUUUGGUAUAGAGGCGCUCGUUGACUUGCCCGACGUCGGUCAGAACCUGCACGACCACGCGCUACUCUCCAACGAAUUCCUCGUCAAUUCGACGGCGACAUGGGAGACCUUCGAGCGCAAUGCGACGCUCUUUGCGGACAUUUUUGCAGAAUACAAUUCUUCUGGAACUGGACCUUUUGUUGACACGCCGGCUGGCAAUAUGAUCGGCUGGCUUCGGUUUCCAGACAAUUCAUCAAUAUUCAAGGAGUAUCCUGAUCCUUCUUCUGGUCCGAACUCGGCACACUAUCAGAUCCUUUUCACGAACGGGUUUGCUUCAUCGGUAGAACCAAUUCCUACAACGGGAAAUUACAUGACAUUGUUGACCAUCGUCACAAGCCCGGUGUCUCGAGGGAGUAUCAGCCUCAAUUCAAGCGAUCCUUUUGACUUUCCACUCAUCGACCCGGCCUUCCUGACACAACCUCUUGAUGCGCUCAUCUCUGUGAAUGCUGUCAAGGCCGUGAGACGGCUCCUGAACGCUUUAGUCUGGGACGACUACGUUCUCUCACAGUUUGGCCCCGGCGGACUGGCGCAUACGGACGAGGAGAUUGAGCACUACGUGCGGAAUCAGACGGCCACCAUCUACCACCCUGUCGGGACCGCUAGCAUGUCCGCUGUAGGUGCAAAAUCAGGAGUCGUGAACCCCGAUUUGAGGGUCAAGAAUGUCAAAGGUCUACGUGUCAUCGACGCGUCCGUGAUCGCGGCUGUAUAUGCUUUUGCGGAACGAGGAGCGGACCUCAUCAAAUCCGCAUGGGGUCUACACUGA
Messenger RNA from Heterobasidion irregulare TC 32-1, 1776 nucleotides. RefSeq names its product aryl-alcohol oxidase10 (gene aao10). The transcript is spliced from 11 exons. The record is from RefSeq and is a predicted model, not a curated record. Lineage: Eukaryota; Fungi; Basidiomycota; Agaricomycetes; Russulales; Bondarzewiaceae. The coding region runs from base 1 to 1776 and encodes 591 amino acids. Gene Ontology annotation, molecular function: flavin adenine dinucleotide binding; oxidoreductase activity, acting on CH-OH group of donors.